CAAUUCCCAAAAUAAUCGCUACAGUUUCCUUCGCUCAAAGGACUCUUUUAUAUUUUUCUAUCUCUGCUCGUUUCGUUUCAUUUUCUCUCAACUCACCCACCCACCUCUCUCUCUCUCUUUUUCUCUCACGCUAGUUUCAUUUUCACUCACUUUCUCGCACUUUCUGUCCCAAAUUUUCCCGGGAAUCUGUCCCCGCCACGAACUCCACACGUGCUCGUCUCACUCGAUCGCCCAGUCGGUUCCGAUUCCCUAUUUAUUUCGAUCAAUGCGCUUCAUCUGAACUUGACUGAGCUUAGCUGAGCUUUUGGAAUUUUGGAUAUGGAAAACGGUGCCGUACAGAACGGAGUUUGCUCCUCCGAGUCGUUUAAUGGAAGCUGCGACGUUUGGAGCUGCAAGGACUCUGAUUCUUCUUCGGCUGAUCAUCUCGUCGUCAUGGUGAAUGGAAUUCUCGGCAGCACCUCAGAUUGGAAGUUUGCAGCAGAGCAGUUUGUUAAAAUGCUCCCUGAUAAAGUGAUUGUUCAUUGUAGUGAACGAAAUGUGUCUAAGUUGACUCUUGAUGGGGUGGAUGUGAUGGGAGAGCGGUUAGUAGAGGAGGUCCUUGAACUUAUUCAGAGAAAGCCUAACCUAUCCAUGAUCUCCUUUGUUGCACACUCUGUGGGAGGACUAGUGGCAAGAUAUGCAAUUGGAAGACUUUAUAGACCACCUAAGAGUGAAAAUGUAGAGGAUUCCACGGCUAAUAGAUGUGAAGAGGAUUCAAGGGCCACAAUAGGUGGCUUGAAGGCUAUGAACUUCAUUACUGUUGCUACUCCUCACCUUGGCUCAAGGGGUAAUAAGCAGGUACCAUUUCUUUUUGGUGUACCUGCUUUUGAGAAAGCUGCAACUCUUGUUAUUCAUUGGAUUUUUAGGAGAACAGGUCAACAUCUUUUUCUCGUUGAUAAUGACCAAGGAAAGCCACCAUUGCUUAAACGUAUGAUAAAAGAUGAUGGUGACUGUUACUUCAUGUCUGCAUUGCGUACAUUCGAACGUCGGGUGGCAUAUUCAAAUGUGGGCUAUGACCAUAUUGUGGGCUGGAGAACAUCAUGCAUUCGGCGUAAUGGUGAUCUUCCGAAGUGGGAGGAUACUCUUAAUGAAAAAUAUCCACAUGUUGUAUAUGAAGAACAUUGCAAGGCUUAUGAAGCUGAGGAGUGUGAGGCUACUUCAAUUGAAGAUCAUGGGUCUGACAAGCUAGAAGAGGAACUGGUGACAGGCCUAUCUCGCGUGUCAUGGGAGAAAGUAGAUGUCAGCUUUCAUAGUAGCAGACAGAGGUUUGCUGCUCAUAGUGUCAUUCAGCAUGUGGAGAUGAACAGGAGAAAGGAUAUAGAACGCAGGACUACAAUGGUAACUGAUGUAUUAGGUAUUUCUGUCCCUUGGAAGAUGAUCCUAAUAGAAACAAGAGGAGCCUUGUAGGAAAAUGGAAUUCUAAAGUUUGUUUGGAUCCUGUUAAUCUAUUGUGUAAAUAUGUGCUAGACAUGGCUCUAGGUAUUACUUUGUGGCUUGUCAAAGCUGAAGUUCUUUCACAUUAGAACUCAAAAAAGGAAAAGAAAAGAAAAGAAAAUCAUAGUCUUGAAGAAAAAUAAAAAUGACCUGGCACUAGAUAGUAGAUGCAAGCUGAAGUCAAGAAUGACGGAAAGCACUCAAAACCAUGCUGAAGAGAACAACAUACUAGUCUGACGAAGUGUAUUAUGUAACUAUACAUAGUUAAUUUGUAAGGAUCACACAAAAAUGGAAACUAAACAUUGUGCUCAAAUGUGGAGAAAUAAAAAGGAAAUAAAAGAGCAUAAACAGCUGUUUAUGGUUUUUGA
Messenger RNA from Quercus lobata, 1841 nucleotides. Its product is annotated as alpha/beta-Hydrolases superfamily protein. Gene Ontology annotation, biological process: lipid metabolic process. Lineage: Eukaryota; Viridiplantae; Streptophyta; Magnoliopsida; Fagales; Fagaceae. The coding region runs from base 319 to 1446 and encodes 375 amino acids. The record is from RefSeq and is a predicted model, not a curated record. The transcript has 10 exons.